This is a messenger RNA of Tauraco erythrolophus (red-crested turaco), 1758 nucleotides long. Lineage: Eukaryota; Metazoa; Chordata; Aves; Musophagiformes; Musophagidae. The record is from RefSeq and is a predicted model, not a curated record.
AUGGCUUCUGAGGCUGCUCAGAAUUUCCUUCAGCCACUGUCUUCUUGGAUGUCUCAAAUAUACGAAGCUAUCCAACAAGCAGGAGACUCUAUAUCUGCUUCACUGCUGAAUUUGAGUGGAGUGGGUCGUAAGUCAGAAGACGAGAGGAACCGGGACUUGGAGAAUAAUGGAGGAGUUUAUGAGGAUUAUUCUGAGGAAUCAGAUGAUGAACGACACCUGGACCUCUGGGAUGAGGAAUACUUAUAUCCUAGAGAAGAUGAUCACAUUAGGGGUCCUGAUCUUGCUUCACAAGACCUCCCUCGUGGCUCUGGCAUGGGUCUGCAGCAGCAAAAACAGGUUAAAAAUACCAGCAGCUUACCAGAGCAGUAUGUUGAAAGCACCGGGUCUUUGAUAGCCAAUGGAUCCUACUGGACGAAUGAAGAUCUCCAGCCGCUUGAUCGUCUUCCUCCCAUCGCUGAGGAAGAAGGUGAGCCCUCUAGGAGGAUGGGAGGUCAUAAGCACAACCUCAGCUUGGGUGGCUCCUUAAAAAGUAAUAAUGGCAAGGCAAGUUUUGCAGAUCUGGAUGGACUAAGCCAACUGAGUUACCAAGACAACCUAUCCUAUCAUGAAGAUGACCCUGUAUCUGUUGAUUCAAGAACAAGAACUGAGAGCAGGGGCACUGGGCAGCAUGAAGGACCUAGGAUGGCAUCCAGCAUCGCUGGCAGCAGUAGCCGGCAAGCCGCAGAAGGACGUCUGGAAGUGGAGGCAGCAUUUACCAACCAGGGAUGUGAAGUAAAUGAUGCUACUGACAGCUCAUCGGCUUGGACCCCUGAGGAACACGAGGAAGUGAACAGAGUACCAGCUCAUCGUGGUGCUCAUGAGCCCAUCUGUAAAUGUGGUGAUCUAGAUGUCGUCUUCAACUAUAAAGCCUCAAGUCAAAAGCUAGAAGUUACUAUCUUGGAGGCCAGGGAUAUCCCAGACAAAGACCGCAGUGGUGUGAGCACCUGGCAAGUGCACACAGUCCUGAUGCCUAGCAAGAAACAGAGGGGUAGGACAAGUGUUCAGAGAGGACCCAUCCCCAUGUUCAAGGAUAAAAUUACUUUCAGUAAGCUGGAGCCAGAGGAGUUAAGCAGCCACGCCAUUCGUUUCCGCCUCUAUGCGGUGCAGAAGAUGGUUGGAGAGAAGAUGAUGGGAGAGCAGUUGUUCUACCUGAGCAACGUCAACCAGGAAAGGGAAGUGAAGGUGACAUUGGUUUUGGAACCAAGGAGUAAUUUGAGCGUAAACUCUCAGCUGAGUCUGUCAGCAAUCUCUCACAGUGAUAGCGCUUCUUCAACACAGUCCCUGUCGCAUGGAGGGGUGCCAGAGCUGCUCGUGGGAUUGUCGUACAAUGCCACUACGGGGCGGCUGUCAGUGGAGAUGAUCAAAGGCAGUCAUUUCCGAAACCUCGCAAUUAAUAGGCCACCUGACACCUAUGGAAAGCUCUACCUGCUCAACUCGGUGGGCCAGGAGAUGUCUCGCUGCAAGACCUCCAUCCGUCGAGGACAGCCCAACCCUGUCUACAAGGAAACUUUCAUCUUCCAGGUCGCCCUCUUCCAGCUCUCUGAUGUCACGCUGAUGAUCUCCAUAUACAACAGACGCAGCAUGAAGCGCAAAGAGAUGAUCGGCUGGAUUUCUAUGGGUCAGAAUAGCAGCGGAGAGGAAGAGCAAAGUCAUUGGCAAGAAAUGAAGGAGUCGAAGGGGACGCAGAUCUGCAGGUGGCACACGCUACUGGAGUCCUAG